AUGAGUUUGUGCGAAAACUUAGCCUCAGCUUUUACCCGUGACAACAAUGAUUCUGCCAGAUAUACGCAAUAUCGUGUUCGUCUGCGUGAACUUCUCUCAGCUUCAAAUGUGAAUUCCUCUGCUAACUCCACUGAUGACAUAUUCAAACAUGUUAACGAUCUCACGAACGAUGAUAUAAUUAAUCAAUCACAUUCAUCUGGAUCAAAUGAAAGUAGUGAUGAAGACGAUGAUUCCUCCACUUCUUCUUCUGUGUCAGUUUCAGAAGAAUCUAUGUCUGUUAACGAAGAAAUUGUUGUAGACCCAUUGCUCUAUGAAAAUGGAGACAUUCAUGUUUCAGAGGCAAUCUCGUCGAUAUGUAAUUACAUUGCUGAAUGCAAAUUAAAUUAUUUACAACAAAAAAAACUAAUCGAUCUAAUCUAUUUAUUGAUACCAAAAGACAACAAAUUAAACCGUAGAAAACUUUCGAAACAAUUAAAUAAGCCAUUUAUUUACAAAACUCUAUGUAAUAACUGCACUCAUGAACUUAAUUUAACAUCAAACGUAUGUUCUAACACGUGUAAAUUGAAUAGCAAAGAAAGAAAUGAAGAAGGAGUGAUAGAACAGUGUAUUAACGAUCUUAAAUCUUCUAUUUCUGAUGUAGCACAACGUAACUUACAUCUAAUAACAACUUAUCCUUCUGAAGUAGAACGAUUACUGCCAAAUGAUAUCUUAAAUGCAGACAUUUAUAAACGUGAAACUUCGACAAACUCUCUCUACAUCAGUCUUCAACUUCACAGUGACGGUAUCGACCUAAUGACGACAAAACAUAAAAAUUGCUAUUUAACCACUGGUACAAUCCUUGAAAUUCCUCCAUCGAUCAGAGAUUUAGCCAAAAACAAAAUUCUUUUGAGUUUAUAUAUUGGCAAGAAACAACCAAGUAUUGAACUUAUGUAUGGUACAUUAAUCGAAGAUCUAAUCUCAUUAAUGAGAACAGAAAUUACUUUAGUUGAUGACAACAAAAAGAAACUCUACUUCAAGUUCAGAUGCCAGGGCGAUAAAAAUGAUUUGCCUUGUAGAGCAGUGAAAUGGAAGAUUUCUCAGUUUAACGGAUAUUUUUGUUGCACCAAUUGUAAACAACACGGUGAAACAAGAAACACAAGUUUUGUUUACUAUCCGUAUACUGAUCGGAAUCAUCCAAGAAGUCAAAAUGAUUUCCUCACUGCUGCUCAAUUAUCAGAGUCGAGAACACUGCCAAAUCAAAUUGCCAUAGUUGAAGAUAUUAAAGGUUAUUCACCCUUACUUCGUAUUUAUAACAAUGUUAGUGAAUCAGCAUUAUUUGACUACAUGCACGCAGUAUGUGGCAGUUCUGGCCACAUUGGCCAUUUAUUGAGAAAAUGGUUGUCGCAUGUGAAAUCACCAACAGCAACAGCAAUGACUGAUUUCGUCUUGAACAUAUUAGCACCUCAUGAUACUAAAGUUACAUUGAAACCAUUUUCUGAUUACGACUGGUGGAAAUCGAAAGAAUCGAAAUUUUUUUUAUUGUACAUUUCAAUGCCAAUGGUAGUGAAACUGUUACCGGCAAUAAUCGCAAAUCAGUAUGUUUUAUUUUUUAUUUCAACCAGGUUAGUGACUAGAGCUGUUUUUGUAAUUCUCGUUACAUCUUUUUUGGAUUUUUCUCUCAUAGAAUCUUGCAUUUCUACGAAGAUCCUUCACACAUUGAUGAUGCAGAUGAACUCCUAAAUCAAUACAGAAAAGAGAUUUCGUUGGUAUACGGUCCCGAUUUUGAUCUAUACACUAAUCAUUUGCUCAAAUAUUUCCCCGACCAAGUCAGAAACAGUGGUACAUUGUACACACACAGCUGUUUCUUUGAAGAAAGCUUUCUUGGAUAUAUCAAAAGUUUAAGAAAGAAUAGUACUGUUAAAAUUGGAAGAAAUAUUUUCAGUCAUUAUCUAGUUCAAAGAAGUGUAAUCAAGAACGAGAUUUUGACUUUAGAAAAAAUGUUUACUGAAGAAGAAAUAUUUGAUACGAAUUACAGAAGUAAAGUCGAACUAAAUAAAUUCAUGCCAAUAUUUCAACAGAAUUUUAAUGCCAACAUUCUCUUAACUGAUAUCUUCAGUCGUUUCAGAAGAGGACUGGUUCGUUUCCAUUCAUUGAUCUACCAACGUACCGGAGGAAAAAUCAGCUACUGUGUGUCAAUUGAGAAUCUGAACUGUAAUAAUCAUCAAAAGUGUUUUGCUGUAAUAAUUUUUUAUUUCAAAUCAAAUGGACUCGAGUGUGCAUUUGUAAAAUCGUUUAAAUGCAAAAAUAGUAUAGGUAGGAUAGCUAAUAUAGUAUAGGGGAGGCUGUUUUGAACUCGUACGAGUUUAAAAACGUGUUACGAGUUGAAAACUGUGUUAUGUUGUAGUAUAGCAUAGGGCAGGCUGUCUUGAACCCCUACGAGUUUAAAAGGUUGUUACGAGUUCAAAUGAGUGUUAUAUUCUCGCGAGUGUAAUAUGUGAACGUUUGGUUUAACGUUUUGAUGUGGGAGAAAGAUCAUUUAGUUUCUGGGCUAAGUGUUUUCCGAAAAUUUGUAUAUUGGGUUUAUAUGAUUUCCCGUCCUCCGUUUUUAAUAAAACUUUGAAAACAUGAUCUUCUGUUCACGAAACAUGUAUACGGUUAGCAUGGAGUAGCAGUAGUGGCUCCUGGGCUCUGAUAUGGGUUUUAUUGUAUUCUUUGGCUUUUGAUAAAUAAUGUGAUAUUUGGUAUGAUGGCAGGAGAUUGUAUGGACGGAUGUGUGUAAAUUUUCUUAGGAAAAAAAUGUUUUGUCCUAAAGGGACGCUG
Didymodactylos carnosus is the source of this 2799-nucleotide messenger RNA. NCBI's taxonomy places the organism in Eukaryota, Metazoa, Rotifera, Eurotatoria, Philodinida, Philodinidae. The record is from the annotation of a GenBank genome assembly.